UUUACUAAAAAUAAAAAUGAGGUUAUGUUAUAAGAAAUAGUCAAAAUUAUUUGCAAAAAUAAGUAUGGCAUUGCUGAAUAUUUGCAGGACAUCUUUUAAAAGUUUACCAAAACCGUUCUUUCUCAACAAUUACUCUCAAACAGGGCCACAACCUUUAAAAAACGUAAAGGCCGAGCUUAUAAUCAGCGACAAAUGUAUAGCACGUUUGAACGAUGUUGCGAAAGAUACAAACGAAUUUUUACGAGUAAGUGUUGAAGGUGGAGGCUGCUCGGGUUUUCAAUACAAAUUUGAAUUGGAUUCACAUCUCACCGACGAUGACAGAGUAUUCUCACGUGAUGGAGCUAAAGUUGUAAUUGAUAAAACCUCCUUGGAAUAUGUUAAAGGAGCAACGGUCGAUUAUACGGAAGAAUUAAUUAGGUCCUCAUUUAAAAUUGUUAGUAACCCACUAGCUGAACAAGGUUGCUCGUGCGGUGCUUCAUUUGCAAUUCGCUUAGAUUAAUAGAAUUGAAGUAAAGGUAUUUUAUUUGUAAAAUAACUAGAAAUAUUUCCAUAGAUAAUAUAAAAUUAUAUUGGUAUGUGGAGAAUAAAAUAAUGUUUAUUUUUUUGUGCUUAA
Messenger RNA from Photinus pyralis (common eastern firefly), 613 nucleotides. Its product is annotated as iron-sulfur cluster assembly 2 homolog, mitochondrial. The record is from RefSeq and is a predicted model, not a curated record. Bases 65 to 499 code for a protein of 144 amino acids. Lineage: Eukaryota; Metazoa; Arthropoda; Insecta; Coleoptera; Lampyridae. Gene Ontology annotation, cellular component: mitochondrion. The transcript has 2 exons. Gene Ontology annotation, biological process: iron-sulfur cluster assembly. Gene Ontology annotation, molecular function: iron ion binding; 4 iron, 4 sulfur cluster binding; 2 iron, 2 sulfur cluster binding.